Messenger RNA from Sinocyclocheilus grahami, 4968 nucleotides. Its product is annotated as receptor-type tyrosine-protein phosphatase O-like. The record is from RefSeq and is a predicted model, not a curated record. Gene Ontology annotation, molecular function: Wnt-protein binding; cadherin binding; protein tyrosine phosphatase activity. Gene Ontology annotation, biological process: negative regulation of canonical Wnt signaling pathway; axon guidance; peptidyl-tyrosine dephosphorylation involved in inactivation of protein kinase activity. Gene Ontology annotation, cellular component: glutamatergic synapse; plasma membrane; GABA-ergic synapse. NCBI's taxonomy places the organism in Eukaryota, Metazoa, Chordata, Actinopteri, Cypriniformes, Cyprinidae.
ACGAGGCGUUUUGAGGGAGACACAGGCGCUGCGCCCACUAACGCUGCACACUAGUUAGGGCGCACCGGAGGAUUUGAGACGCGGCCCGAGAGACAGAAACCCGCUGCUGCGCUUCAUUAGAGCCUCGGUGGGUCUCCAUCAUCCAUCCGUCCCUCAGAGCCGAACCACAGACCCGAUACCGAGCGCACGGAACCGGCGGAUGGACGGAACGCUCGCGCUCUGACGGAAGCUCCACUCGUUCAUCUUCGGCUCGGUUCGGCGCUCCGAUCGCUGUUCGAUCGCUCGCUAUUGUUCGGAUGCGCGACGCUGGGGAUCAAAGAGCCCGAUCGAUUCCCGACCGAACAUGAGUUCUGCUCUCCGCUGGGUUUUAUCGCUGUGCUUCAUCAUCACCAUCAUCAUCAUUCAGCGUGGGGCUCCGUUCCAGGUGGCUUUGCAGGAUGACCACCGGAUGCUGCUGUCGCUGGACGCUGAUGACGUGAGGCCUGAGGCAUCCGUGUAUUCGGUGCGUGUUUCCGGAGAGCCGCACACACACACGCUGCUGUUCACGCGACCCGCCGACGGUCAGACGCUGCCGCAUCCGCUCCAGUUCAACGCCUCAUACCACGGCCUGUGUUACUCCAUCAGUCUGAUGCUCGGGAACGACAGCAGCGCAUCCAGAGCCGUCAGAACCGUCCCUGUGCUCACCAAGCCUCUUCCUCUAGACAGCAUUGAGAUGUCUGAUUACAGUCCGGCUCCAGAGACCGGCGUGAUGUUUCAGAUCCGUUCUCCCGACAGGAACAUCUACACGAGAGUAAACAUCAGCUACAUGGAGGGCCGACAGCCACGCUACAUGCUGUAUAAAGAUUUCCUCAAAGGGAAGACGGUGUUCAAGCACUGGCUGUCGGGCACGUGUUACACCAACAUCAGCUUCCAGCUGGUCUCAGAGGCCACAGUCAACAGGAGCACGCUGGUGAGCCACAGCGACGUUACCCAUGAGCCCCUGCGCCACCGCACCGUCCCGAAUCCUCCUCUCAACGUGUCGCUCAAAAUCAUCCACCUCAGCGGCCGAGGAGCGUCCCACAAUGCAUCAGUCUUCCGGCGGGCACGUGACGUCCCUGCGGCUGAAGAACAGGAAGAGGAAGUGAACGGUGUGGAGAUGAGCGUCACGCAGACGCCACUAAACAACGUCACCGUUUAUAGCACCACAGCCGAACCCAACAGCACUGAGCUGCUGUGGGCGGAGCCGACAGGAAGCCCCGCCCCCACCGAGGAGCAGGAGGAGGAGUUUGUGAACGCGCUGGUGCCAGAAUAUGAGGACUCUAAUGAGCCGGGGUCAGCGAUGGAUGUGACCUUUGAACCCAGUGUGAUGCCCAAGCCACUGCCGCCCAUCCUGCUGGAGCUGCGCUGGUUACCGCCGCGGCCGCCCGCCGCUUACGACGGAUUCAACAUCUACAUCCACCGCGACGGAAACUCCACAGAAACGGCGACGGUGGAUGAGAACACACACGAGUUCUUCACCGAGCUCUCAGAAGCAGGAACGUAUGGCGUUCACGUCACAACACUCAGUUCGUCUGGAGACUGCGAGGCCCGAGAGAGUUCAGCCGACACCGGAUUCACCUUCUACCUCAGUCCGGCGGGUGAGUGGAUGGAGCAGCCGCAGGAGCGUCCGCAGGAGGUCAGUGUGAAGAUGCUGGACUCCAGCACGGCUGCUGUGUCCUGGGCUCCGUCGCGUCACAGAUAUAACGGCAGUCUGAUCUCGGUGCUGUCGCUCACCUGUCUGCGGCCCAGCAUCAGCCAGCGCAUGGAGAACACCUACUGCUCCGAGGAGAACAUCACCAGUGACAUCAUCAGCAGCCUGACCCCCGGCGCUCAGUACAGAGUGAUGGUUUAUCACACCAACGGGCCGCUGGUUAGUCCCCCGUCCGAGCCGGUCAUCAUCGACAUCGAGCCGACAGGUGUGCAUGAUCUGGUGGUUUAUCCGCUCAGUCCCAGUGCUGCCAUCCUCAGCUGGCAGCGGCCGUAUAACGUGGCCUUCAGAAAAUACGUCCUGCAGACCUUCUUCUUCAACUCGGCCACGCAGACGUCUCAGUGGACCACUUACUACGAGAUCGCCGCCACCGCGUCCGUCAUCGCCUCUGUGAGAGUGACGGAUCUGUUGCCGGCCUGGUUCUAUAACUUCCGCGUGACGAUGGUGACGUGGGGCGAUCCUCCGCUGAGCUGCUGCGAUGCUUCUACCGUCAGCUUCGUCACAGCUCCUGAAGCUCCUCACAUCUCGUCGGUGGAUUACGCUCACGGGACGCUGUUCGUGCGCUGGACUUACGGCGAUCUGUUCACCGAUCUCUCGCAUUCGCGGAUGCUACACUGGCAGCUGACGGCUGAAGGGAAGAAGGGCGCGAGGAGACGCUACUCCAUCGACGUGACUCGCAACAUGAUGAAGGCAUCUCUGACUCUUCCUCCCGGAGACAUCUACAACCUGACCGUCUCCGCCUGCACCGAGAGGAACGGCGUCGUGGACUUCUACCAGAUCGUCUGCAGACCGCUGCGAGUCAACAGAGAGAGCAAAAAGGUACGAGAGCCGCUGCUGACCGCCGCUCAUGUUGUGACCGUAUCCGGACUCCAGCCGUCCACUUCAUAUAACUGUACCGUGAUCAGCAGCAGCUACAGCAGCGUCAGUGACCCGGCGUACAUCACCGUCAGCACGACCGUGCGCGAGAUGAACCCGAGUGUGGCGGCGAUCUCGGCGCUGGCGGUUCUCAGCGUUCUGCUCAUCAUUCUGCUGGUGCUCUUCCUUCUGGUGCUGCGCAAGAAACACAUGGAGCUGAGCCGGGAGUGCGGCGCUGAAACCUUCGUGAAUUUCGCCUCUUUCGAGCGAGACGGGAAGCUGCCGUAUAACUGGCGCAGGAGUCUCUUUGCGUUCCUCACGCUUCUGCCAUCCUGCCUUUGGACUGACUAUCUUUUGGCCUUUUAUAUUAAUCCGUGGAGCAAAACGGCGCUGAAGAAGAGGAAACUAACCAGUCCCGUUCAGCUCAGUGAUUUCGAUGCUUACAUCAAAGACAUGAGCAAAGAUUCGGCGUACAAGUUCUCGCUGCAGUUCGAGGAGCUGAAGAGCGUCGGUCUGGAUCUGUCUCAUGAAGCGGCCGAUCUGCCUGUCAACAGACCCAAGAACCGCUACACCAACAUCCUGCCCUAUGAUUUCAGUCGAGUGAAGCUGAUCUCUCUGCACAACGAUGAAGGCUCAGAUUACAUCAAUGCAAACUUUAUUCCUGGUUAUAACUCUCCACACGAGUUCAUCGCCACGCAGGGGCCGCUGCCCGAGACCAGGAACGAUUUCUGGAAGAUGGUCCUGCAGCAGAAGUCUCACAUCGUCGUCAUGCUGACCCAGUGUAACGAGCGCAGGAGGUGUUUCUGGCUCCUGCAGGCUGAUGAAACUCAAGACGUUCUGCACUUUAACUACACCUCGUGGCCGGAUCACGGCGUGCCGACAGUCAACGCCAUCGAGAGCAUCUUACACUUCGUUCAGAUUGUACGGCAGCAGGUCAACAGGACCAAAGGGCCCAUCGUGGUCCACUGCAGUGCUGGAGUGGGUCGCACCGGCACCUUCAUCGCUCUGGACCGGCUGAUGCAGCACAUUCAGGAACACGAGUAUGUGGACGUCUUGGGACUGGUGUCAGACAUGCGCUCACACAGGCUCUCCAUGGUCCAAACCGAGGAGCAGUACGUGUUCAUCCAUCAGUGUGUCCUGCUUAUGUGGAAAAAGAAGAAGCAGCAGACGCACACGAGUGACGUCAUCUAUGAGAAUGUCAGCAAGUCCUAAUGAAGUCCGACGCUCCUCAUAUCAGUGUUGACAGACGUGCUACAUCGACACCAAAACCCAACCGAGCGGCGGCCGCGGAGGACAACCCUUCACUCAUUUACUCCCAUACACGCUCUUAUUAAGCGGACGAACGACAGAACCAAUCCGAUGCCUUAAACGAGCUGCCGCAUUCUCCCGUCUCCGCAGAUUCCGUCCGCAUCUCGUCUGUAGUGUGUGAAUCUCAGGAUCAUCUGGAUGCGUGUAAAGUGUGUCUCGUGAGUUUAUAUCGCACUCUGUCUGUACUAGUGUUAGUUUCUACGUCUCCGGAGGAGAUCGAAGAACCGGAUCCUCCUGUUGGCAUGCACAUGUAAACACGGUUCGAACCUGACGGCCUUUGAUCACUGCCACACACACACCAUCUGCUUUGGGUAUAAAGGACAGAUGCAGACGAUCAUAUGUGUUGCUGUGUGUAGAGAGGCUGCGCUUCUGUGAUUUCUGCUAAAGCUGGGCUUCAUCUGCAAGCGUCCGGAUGUUCACUGGAGCGGCGUUUGCACAGUUCGGACCGAAUCGCUCGCUGCUGCUGAAUCUGACCCCGUUGUGUUCGCUGAACGAUGCAUGCUGCAAACUGACAGACGCAAGAUUAGUCUCAUCUUUAGGUUUAGACUCCAGCUCAAGAGUGUUCUGUUCCGUCAGACACACCAGUGAGCUCACAAACGUCUUUACAGAUGCAGAGAUGUAAUAUCAACUAAGUGUCGAGCUGUAAAUACUGAAACUAAAGCAACUCUGUAUUGUGUUGGAUGAACUGAUCGAAACUCUCUCUCCAGAACGGGCUUCACUUGAUGGGUUUUCUUUCGUUUGUGUCAGAACUCGUUUGUCUUUUGGUGCCAUUCUUGUGUAUCGUGUGACUUCAAGUAGCCGAGCAAUCCACAGUCGCCACCACGAGUUUAAUGCGUGUUCAUUUGGGAAAAAAUAAAGGUUUGAGUACGUGUUCUUACGAGCUGGAAAUGAGUGGUUUUGUGUGAAGAAUAAAAGACGUCUGUAGACCUCAGUCCACAUGAGCUUCAAGCAGACUGCUGUUCCUCUUCUUGCGUCUAUGCUGUGUGUAUCUUUUGCAAUAAUUGGCUGCAAAAAGGCUCAAAAUGCAUAUUAAAUGCAUACAAAAAUAUGUGCCAAUAGGGUCAAAAACAAAUGUUGUG